UGUGACCAGCAGAUGGGCGGGUUGUACGCAGUCCUUUCUGUUUUUUUGGAUUCAAUCUGAAACUUUUUGCGUAAUCUGUACGGUAGUUAGAGCCUGGUCCUGAAAUGGAUAUCACGUCCAAGCCAAGGUGGAAAUGUGUCCGGCACCAGUUAUUUUUAUUCCUGUUUUAUUCAUUUCAGUCCUUAACCUCGGCAGUCAUACGGUAUUCGGUCCCAGAAGAAAUGGAUCGUGGCUCUUUUGUUGGACACCUUGCAAACGACGUGGGCAUACCUCGUACAGAUGUGGCAGCUCGUCGGCUCCGCAUAUCCUCAUCAUCAAACACUCAGUUUUUAAAUAUUAAUUCUGAGACCGGAGAUUUGUACCUGACGGAGAGAAUAGACAGGGAGGAAAUGUGUGACAAAAUGCUUUUGUGUCUCCUGAGAUUUGAGGUCAUUACUGAAAAUCCUUUGCAGGUAUUUGCAGGAGAAGUUGAAAUUCAGGACAUCAAUGACAAUCCUCCGGUGUUCCUACCGGAUGAGAUUGAAUUAAUUAUCAGUGAACUGGCAUCCCCAGGUGCCCGCUUUAGGCUAGGACAGGCGGAGGAUCCAGAUAUGGGUACAAACUCACUUCUUGACUAUGAAAUCAACCCUACUGAUUAUUUCAGCGUGAUUGUGACAGACGGAGACAGUGGUCAGUACGUGGAGCUUGUUCUGAAUAAUGGUUUGGAUCACGAAGCACAAAGCGAUCACAUGCUUAUACUCACAGCAAAAGAUAAUGGGGUCCCGAAGAGAUCUGGUACCGCACAAAUACACAUAAAUGUUGUGGACGUCAACGACAAUGCACCUGAGUUCAGUCAGGCAGUUUAUAGGACAAGUCUGAAAGAAGGCUCACCAAAAGGUACGUUAAUAGUUAAAGUAAGUGCAACAGACCGUGAUGGUGGAGCUAAUGGGCGAGUAAGAUAUGCUUUCAAAAAAAUAACAGAGACAACACGUUCUUUGUUUAAACUGGAUCCUGAUAGUGGUGAAAUCAUCCUGGAGGGGAUGCUAGAUUAUGAAAAAAUGAAAGGGUUUGAAAUUAUAGUUGAGGCUAAAGAUGGCGGUGGACUGACUGCCCAAAUCAAAGUACUCAUAGACGUUCUUGAUGACAACGAUAACGCACCUCAGAUAACUGCUUCCUCUGUUUCGAAAGAAAUUUCAGAAGAUGCCAUUCCUGGUACUGUUAUUGCAUUUAUAAAUAUUGUUGACUUGGAUUCCAGUAACAAUGGAGAAACUAACUGUUACUUGCAAGAAAAUGUUCCAUUUAAGCUGAUACCAUCAUACAAGAAUUACUACACACUGGAGUUGAAUGGAUCACUUGAUAGAGAAAAGGACCCUGAGUAUAAUAUUACAAUCACCGCUAUUGAUAAGGGCUCACCACCUCUUUCAGCAGUAAAGUCCAUCUGUCUUAAAAUUACUGACAUAAAUGACAACCCUCCUCGGUUUUCUAAAGUCAUAUACAAUAUAUAUGUAAGGGAAAAUAACCCUCCGGGAUAUGUAAUCCACACAGUAGAGGCAAAAGAUCCUGACUGGAACCAAAAUGCUCAGGUAACUUAUUCCAUUGUUCCUGGUUAUGUUGGGGAGUCUCUGAUCUCAACCUACGUCUCCAUUAACCCAGAUAACGGUAACGUUUAUGCUUUGCGCUCUUUUGAUUAUGAGGCGUUUAGGGAGUUUUUUAUAGUUGUUAAAGCCGUGGAUGGUGGUUCCCCACCACUGUCAGCAAACGCUACUGUGAAUAUUUUCAUUCAGGACGAGAAUGACAAUUAUCCUAAAAUCCUGUACCCAAUGUCAAGUGAUGAAGCUCCUGUAGGAAUCGAGAUAGUACCACUUCUAGCGGAUGCAAACUAUCUGGUUACUAAAGUGGUAGCAGUGGAUGCUGAUUCAGGACAAAAUGCAUGGCUUUCUUAUCAAUUGUUAAAGGCUACAGAUCCUAGCCUUUUCAUUGUAGGGUAUCACACUGGGGAAAUUAGGACAUCCCGCCCUGUUCUAGUAAAAGAACCAGUUAAACAAAUUAUUCAUAUCAUCGUAAAAGACAACGGACAGCCAUCACAUUCGUCUACAGCCAGUGUCACCAUAUUUGUUGCAGACUCAGAUAACUUCCCUCAAACAUUUUUGGAUGACAUCAAACCAUCAGAAAACCGUGAUCAGGACUCUAAUCUGACUCUGUAUUUGGUGAUUUCUGUUAUUUCUGUGUCUGCCUUGUUUCUUUGUUUCAUUAUACUUAUUUUUAUCUUCAAGUUUCAGAGAUGGAGACAGUCAUCAUUACUUAAGCCAACAUUUGUAGAUUACAAUCCGGGACACCUUCCAGACGAUGGUGAAACAGAACCCAUGGGACAUUGUCAGCCUCCUUACCUACAGAAGGUUUACCAAAACUCUAAUUCUGGAAGGAGUGAGUUUCAGUUUAUGAAGCCUUAUGGACUUGAUACAGUAACAGGUAAAGCAAUUACUGUCACUGAUAAGUCAGAACACAGCCCAGAAGAUACUUAUUAUGCAGAAUGUAGUGUUGUUUCACAGGUGAGGACCUUUAUCAUCCACUUUAUUCAAGAGAAUGGACUGCUACGUUACUCGGUGCCGGAGGAAACAGAACGCGGAUCUUUUGUUGGACAUCUUGCAGCAGAUGUGGGCAUCGAUCCUAAAGACGUAGCAGCUCGCCGCCUCCGGCUCACCUCAUCAGCCAAGAGCCACUUCUUUAAAUUUAAUUCGGAGACUGGGGAUCUAUACAUAAAGGAGACAAUAGACCGGGAACAGUUAUGUGGUAAAUUACCUUUGUGUCUUCUGACGUUUGAGGCUCUUGCUGAAAAUCCUUUGAAUGUAUUUACUGGGGAAGUUGAGGUUCAGGACAUUAAUGACAAUUCCCCAGUUUUCCUGAUCGACGUGAUUAAACUGACAGUCAUUGAAUCAGUUUCUCCUGGUGCCCGCUUUCCUUUAGGUCACGCGGAGGAUCCUGACAUUGGAACAAACUCACUUAUUGAUUAUGAGCUUAACCCUACGGAGUACUUCACUCUGAAUGUAAUGAACAGGGAGGGCAACCAAUACAUAGAAAUUGUUCUAAAUAACACACUGGAUCACGAAAAACACAGCGAUCAUUAUCUCGUUCUGACAGCAAAAGAUAAUGGGGACCCUAAACGAACCUGUACUGCACAGAUACAGGUAAGCGUUCUGGACAUUAAUGAUAAUGUACCUGUGUUCAGCCAGGCAAUCUAUAGGGCAAGCCUGAAGGAAGGUAUGCCAGAAGGUACAGCAAUAAUUACAGUAUCUGCUACUGAUGGCGAUGGAGGAUCAAAUGGAGAAGUAAGUUAUACCUACAGUAAAAUAACUGACACUGCACAUUCUCUGUUUAAACUGAAUCCCAUCACUGGAGAAAUAGUCACUGUUGGGGAUGUAGACUUUGAAGAAGUGCAAAGGUUUGAGAUAACUGUAGGGGCUAAAGAUGGCGGUGGACUGACUGCCCACUGUAAGGUAUUUGUUGACAUUCUUGACCAGAAUGAUAACGCUCCCGAAAUAAUAAUUAACUCCAUCUCUAAUGAUAUUUCUGAAGAUUCAUUACCUGGUACAGUUAUUGCUUUCAUAAAUAUUGUUGACCGGGAUUCCAAUGAGAAUGGUGAAACCGUUUUCCAGCUAGAAGAACGUACGCCAUUUAAGCUAACACCUUCUUUCAGGAAUUACUACACACUGGAGUUAAAUGGAUCACUUGAUCGUGAAGAGUUUCCUGAAUACAAUAUUACAGUCAUAGCUGUUGAUAAAGGCUUUCCGCCUCUUUCUACCGCCAAGACUAUCUGCCUCAAGAUUUCAGAUAUAAAUGACAACCCACCUCUAUUUUCUAAACCAGUAUACAAUGUGUAUGUAGCUGAAAAUAACCCGCUUGGAUAUUUAAUUUAUACUGUGGAAGCAAGAGAUGCUGACUGCAGUAAGAAUGCUCAAAUUACUUAUUCUGUUGCUCCCAGCUUUGUAGGAAACUCUUUACUCUCCGAGUGUGUCUCCAUCAACCCAGAUAAUGGUAACAUUUAUGCUCUGCGUUCCUUCGAUUACGAAGACUUAAGAGGCUUUCAAAUCCUAGUUCGGGCCGUAGACGGUGGUUCACCAUCAUUAAGUUCCAACGUUACUGUGAAUGUUUUCAUUCAAGAUGAGAAUGACAAUAUUCCUAAAAUUUUAUACCCAAUGCCAAGUGAUGAAACUUCUGCAGGCAUUGAGAUAGUGCCUCUUCUAGCGGAUGAAAAUUAUCUUGUGACUAAGGUGGUGGCAGUGGAUGCUGAUUCUGGACAGAAUGCUUGGCUUUCUUAUCAGUUGUUGAAAACUACAAAUAAUCUUUUCACUGUAGGAUAUCAUACUGGCGAAAUUAGGACAUCCCGCCCAGUUCUUGCUAAGGAACCAAUGAAAGAGACGGUUUUCAUUCUAGUUAAGGAUAAUGGACAGCCAUCACAUUCUUCCACCGCUAGUGUCACUAUAUUUAUAGCAGACAGCUUCUCUGACCCCCUUUUGGAUGCUAUCAGCCCAUCCGAACACAAGGACAGAGACUCGAAUCUGACUUUGUAUUUGCUGAUCUCUGUAAUAUCUGUGUCUGCUUUAUUUCUUUGUUUCAUUGUAGCUAUCUUUAUCAUUAGAUUUUAUAGAUGGAGGCAGUCCUCAAUGCCCCAAUCAUUUGUGGAUUACAAAUUUGGACAUCCUUCAGACUAUGGGGAAGAAGACCCUAUGAGAUAUAGGCAGCCUCCUUCUUUACAAGAAGUUUACUUAACUUCUGAUUCUAGGAAGAAUGAGUUUCAGUUAAUAAAGCAUUACUGCCUUGAUGCAAUGGGAGGUAGAAAUACUGACACUCAUAGAUCAGACGUCUAUCUAGAAGAUAAUUUUAAUUAUGGAGGGAUUGCUGUGUCACAGCUAAAUACUGCUGCUGAAAUGGAUAUCACGUCCAAUCCAAGGUGGAAGUCUGUCUGGCAGCAAUUAUUUUUCUUCGUGUUUUAUUCAUUUCAGUCCUUAACCUCGGCAGUCAUACGGUAUUCGGUUCCUGAAGAAAUGGACCGUGGCUCUUUUGUUGGACACCUUGCAAACGACGUGGGCAUACCUCGUACAGAUGUGGCAGCUCGUCGGCUACGUAUAUCCUCAUCAUCAAACACUCAGUUUUUAAAUAUUAAUUCUGAGACCGGAGAUUUGUACCUGACGGAGAGAAUAGACAGGGAGGAAAUGUGUGACAAAACGCCUUCAUGUAUCCUGACAUUUGAAGCUGUUGUUGAAAAUCCACUGCAGGUAUUUGCUGGAGAAGUUGAAAUUCAGGAUAUCAAUGACAAUUCCCCGGUGUUUGUACCUGACGAGAUAAAAUUAAGUAUCAGUGAGCUGACAUCUAUUGGAGCCCGGUUUAGGUUGGGUCAGGCAGAGGACCCCGAUAUUGGUGUAAAUUCACUUCUCGACUAUCAAAUGAAUCCUUCUGACUACUUCUACUUGCAAGUGACCGACAAAGAAAGCAGUCAUUACAUAGAGCUUGUUCUAAAUAAUACUUUAGAUCACGAAACACACAGGGAUCACUUUCUUAUCCUAACUGCAAAAGACAAUGGGAUCCCUAGGAGGUCUGGUACCUCACAGAUACACAUUAAUGUUGUGGACGUCAAUGACAACACACCUGAAUUCAGUCAAGCAGUUUAUAAAACCUCCCUGAAAGAAGGGUCACCAAAAGGCACCUUAGUAGCUAAAGUAAGUGCCACAGACCGUGAUGGAGGAGCUAAUGGGGAGGUACGAUAUAGUUUCAAAAAAAUAACUGAAACAGCCCGGUCUUUGUUUAGACUGGACCCAGUUAGUGGAGAAAUAAUCCUGGAGAGGAUUCUGGAUUAUGAAAAAGUGAAAUGGUUUGAAAUUACAAUUGAGGCUAAUGAUGGUGGUGGACUGACUGCCCACAGUAAGGUACGUAUCGACAUUCUUGAUGAUAAUGAUAACGCACCUCAGAUAAUCGUUUCCUCUGUUUCUGAUGAAAUUUCGGAAGAUGCUAUCUCUAGCACGGUUAUUGCAUUUAUAAAUAUUGUUGACUUGGAUUCCAGUAACAAUGGAGAAACAAACUGCUACCUCCAAGAAAAUGUUCCAUUUAAGUUGCAGCCCUCGUACAAGAAUUACUACACGCUGGAGUUAAAUGGAUCACUUGACAGAGAAAAGGUUCCCGAAUACAAUCUUACAAUCACCGCUAUUGAUAAGGGCUCACCACCUCUUUCAGCCGUAAAGACCCUCUACCUUAAGAUUGUUGAUAUAAAUGACAACCCUCCUCAGUUUUCUAAAGCCACAUACAAUGUAUAUGUCAGGGAGAACAAUCCUCCGGGAUAUGUAAUCCACACAGUAGAGGCAAAAGAUCCUGACUGGAACCAAAAUGCUCAGGUAACUUAUUCCAUUGUUCCGGGUUAUGUUGGGGAGUCUCUGAUCUCAACCUACGUCUCCAUUAACCCAGAUAACGGUAACAUUUAUGCUUUGCGCUCUUUUGAUUAUGAGGCGUUUAGGGAGUUUUCUAUGGUUGUUAAAGCCGUGGAUGGUGGUUCCCCACCAUUAUCGGCAAACGCUACUGUGAAUAUUUUCAUUCAGGACGAGAAUGACAAUUAUCCUAAAAUCCUGUACCCAAUGUCAGGUGAUGAAGCUCCUGUAGGAAUCGAGAUAGUACCACUUCUAGCGGAUGCAAACUAUCUGGUUACUAAAGUGGUAGCAGUGGAUGCUGAUUCAGGACAAAAUGCAUGGCUUUCUUAUCAAUUGUUAAAGGCUACAGAUCCUAGCCUUUUCAUUGUAGGGUAUCACACUGGGGAAAUUAGGACGUCACGCCCUGUUCUAGUAAAAGAACCAGUUAAACAAAUUAUUCAUAUCAUCGUAAAAGACAACGGACAGCCAUCACAUUCGUCUACAGCCAGUGUCACCAUAUUUGUUACAGACUCCGAUAACUUCCCCCAGCCACUUUUGGAUGACAUCAAACCAUCAGAAAACGGAGAUAAGGACUCUAAUCUGACUCUCUAUUUGGUGAUCUCUGUUAUUUCUGUGUCUGCCUUGUUUAUUUGUUUCAUUAUAAUCAUUUUUAUCAUCAAAUUUCAAAGACGGAGGCAGUCAUCAUUACUUAACCCAGCAUUUGUAGAUUACAACCUUGGACACCCUUCAAACUGUGGUGAAUCAGAACCCAUGAGACAUAGCCAGCCUCCUUGCAUACAGAGGGCUUACCUAACCUCUAAUUCUGGAAGGAGUGAGUUUCAGUUUAUGAGACCUUAUGGACUUGAUGCAAUGAGUGGUAAUGCAAUCACUGUCAGUGAUAAGUCAGAACCCAGUCCAGACAAUGCAUUUUAUGGAGACAGCAAUGCUAUCUCCCAGGUGAGAUCUUUUAUACUAAAUCUUGGUCCUGAAAUGGAUAUUACGUCCAAGCCAGGGAGGAGGUGUUCCCAGCACCAAUUAUUUUUCUUCCUAUUUUAUACGUUUCAGUCCUUAACCUCGGCAGUCAUACGGUAUUCGGUCCCAGAAGAAAUGGAUCGUGGCUCUUUUGUUGGACAUCUUGCAAACGACGUGGGCAUACCUCGUACAGAUGUGGCAGCUCGUCGGCUACGCAUAUCCUCAUCAUCAAAGAACCGAUUUUUAAAUAUUAAUUCUGAGACCGGAGAUUUGUUCCUGACGGAGAGAAUAGACAGGGAGGAAAUGUGUGAUAAAAUGCCUUUGUGUCUUCUGAUGUUUGAAGCUGUUGUUGAAAAUCCACUGCAGAUAUUUGCCGGAGAAGUUGAAAUUCAGGACAUCAAUGACAAUCCCCCGGUGUUCCUUCACGACAUCAUUAAAUUAAGUAUCAUUGAAAUGACAUCUCCUGGAGCCCGAUUUAGGUUGGGUGAGGCGGAGGACCCCGAUAUUGGUGUAAAUUCACUUCUCGACUAUCAAAUGAAUCCUUCUGACUACUUCUACUUGCAAGUGACCGACAAAGAAAGCAGUCAUUACAUAGAGCUUGUUCUAAAUAAUACUUUAGAUCACGAAACACACAGGGAUCUCUUUCUUAUCCUAACUGCAAAAGACAAUGGGAUCCCUAGGAGGUCUGGUACCUCACAGAUACACAUUAAUGUUGUGGACGUCAAUGACAACACACCUGAAUUCAGUCAAUCAGUUUAUAAAACAUCCCUGAAAGAAGGGUCACCAAAAGACACCUUAGUAGUUAAAGUAAGUGCCACAGACCGUGAUGGAGGAGCUAAUGGAGAGGUACGAUAUAGUUUCAAAAAAAUAACUGAAACAGCCCGGUCUUUGUUUAGACUGGACCCAGUUAGUGGAGAAAUACUUCUACAGGGGAUUCUGGAUUACGAAGAAACGAAAUGGUUUGAAAUUACUGUUGAGGCUAAAGACGGUGGUGGACUGACUGCCCACAUUAAGGUACGUAUCGACAUUCUUGAUGAUAAUGAUAACGCACCUCAGAUAAUCGUUUCUUCGGUUUCUGAUGAAAUUUCGGAAGAUGCUGUUCCUGGAACUGUUAUUGCAUUGAUAAAUAUUGCUGACUUGGAUUCCAGUGACAAUGGUGAAACAAGCUGUCACAUACAAGAAAAUGUUCCAUUUAUGCUACAACCCUCGUACAAGAAUUACUACACACUUAAGUUAAAUGGAUCACUUGAUAGAGAAAAGGUUCCUGAAUACAAUAUUACAAUCACCGCUAUUGAUAAGGGCUCACCACCUCUUUCAGCAGUGAGGACCGUCAGCCUUAAGAUUGUUGAUAUAAACGACAACACUCCCCAGUUUUCUAAAGCUACAUACAAUGUAUAUGUCAGGGAGAACAAUCCUCCAGGAUAUGUAAUCCACACAGUAGAGGCAAAAGAUCCUGACUGGAAGCAAAAUGCUCAGGUAACUUAUUCCAUUGUUCCUGGUUAUGUUGGGGAGUCUCUGAUCUCAACCUACGUCUCCAUUAACCCAGAUAACGGUAACGUUUAUGCUUUGCGCUCUUUUGAUUAUGAGGCGUUUAGGGAGUUUUCUAUGGUUGUUAAAGCCGUGGAUGGUGGUUCCCCACCAUUAUCGGCAAACGCUACUGUGAAUAUUUUCAUUCAGGACGAGAAUGACAAUUAUCCUAAAAUCCUGUACCCAAUGUCAAGUGAUGAAGCUCCUGUAGGAAUCGAGAUAGUACCACUUCUAGCGGAUGCAAACUAUCUGGUUACUAAAGUGGUAGCAGUGGAUGCUGAUUCUGGACAGAAUGCUUGGCUUUCUUAUCAAUUGUUAAAGGCUACAGAUCCUAGCCUUUUCAGUGUAGGGUAUCACACUGGGGAAAUUAGGACGUCACGCCCUGUUCUAGUAAAAGAACCAGUUAAACAAAUUAUUUAUAUCAUCGUAAAAGACAACGGACAACCAUCACAUUCGUCUACAGCCAGUGUCACCAUAUUUGUUACAGACUCAGAUAACUUCCCCCAACCACUUUUGGAUGACAUCAGACCAUCAGAAAACAGAGAACAGGAGUCUAAUCUGACUCUGUAUUUGGUGAUUUCUGUUAUUUCUGUGUCUGCCUUGUUUCUUUGUUUCAUAAUAAUUGUUUUUAUUAUCAAGUUUCAGAGAUGGAGGCAGUCAUCAUUACUUAAGCCAGCAUUUGUAGAUUACAACCCUGAACACCCUUCAAACUGUGGUGAAUCAGAACCCAUGAGACAUAGACAUCCUCCUUACAUACAGAGGGCUUACCUAACCUCUAAUUCUGGAAGGAGUGAGUUUCAGUUUAUGAGACCUUAUGGACUUGAUACAAUGAAUGGUAAUACAGUCACUGUCAGUGAUAAGUCAGAACCCAGUCCAGACAAUGCAUUUUAUGGAGACAGCAAUGCUAUCUCCCAGGUGAGAUCUUUUAUAGAAAUAAUCUGUGUUCGGUAUCUGGGCAUGAGUUCGGAAAUGGGCACCUCGACCAAGCCUGGGUGGCAGUGUGUCAAGCAGCAAUUGUUUUUAUUUUUAUUUUAUUCGCUUCAGUGCUUAACCUCAGGCACCAUACGAUAUUCUGUCCCGGAGGAGCUGGAUCGUGGAUCUUUAGUUGGAAAUGUUGCAAAUGAUUUGGGGAUACCUCUCAAGGAUGUGGCAGCCCGGCGGUUGAGAAUUACCUCAACAACAAAGACUCGGUUUUUAAAUAUUAAUUUACAGACCGGAGAUUUGUACCUUACAGAGAGAAUAGACAGGGAGGAACUGUGUGACAAAACGCCUUCAUGUAUCCUGACAUUUGAGGCUGUUGCUGAAAAUCCACUGCAGGUAUUUGCUGGAGAAGUUGAAAUUCAGGAUAUCAACGACAAUCCCCCGGUGUUCCUACCGGAUGAGAUUAAAUUAGAUAUCAGUGAAACCACAUCUCCAGGUGCUCGCUUUAGGCUGGGUCCCGCAGAGGACCGUGAUAUUGGUGCAAACUCGCUUCUUCAGUAUCAGCUUAAUCCUAAUGAAUAUUUCACUUUGACUGUGACUGACAGAGACAGCGGUUAUUACAUCGAGCUUGUUCUAAAUAAUAGCUUGGAUUACGAGAAACAGAGCGACCAUUUUCUUAUCCUCACUGCAAAAGACAAUGGGAUUCCUAGGAGGUCUGGUACCGCACAGAUACACAUCAGCGUUUUGGACGUGAAUGACAACACACCUGAAUUCAGUCAAGCAGUUUAUAGGACCAGCCUGAAAGAAAAUUCACCCAAAGGCACGUUACUAGUUAAAGUAAAUGCAACAGACCGUGAUGGGGGAGCUAAUGGACAGGUAAAAUAUUCUUUCAAAAAAAUCACAGACACAGGGCGUUCUUUGUUUAAGCUGGACCCAGUUAGUGGAGAAAUUAUUCUAGAGGGGAUUCUAGAUUAUGAAGAAAUGAAAGGGUUUGAAAUUACAGUUGAGGCUAAGGAUGGCGGUGGACUGACUGCUCAAUGCAGGGUGAUUGUUAACACCGUUGAUGACAAUGAUAAUGCACCUCAGAUAACUGUUUCCUCAGUUUCUGAUGAAAUUUCCGAAGAUGCCAUUGCGGGCACUGUUGUUGCUUUGAUAAAUGUUGUUGACUUGGAUUCCAAUGAUAGUGGUGAAAUUAGUUGUUUCCUAGACGAAAAUGUUCCAUUUAAACUGAUCUCUUCAUACAAGAAUUACUACACACUGGAGAUGACAGGAUCACUUGAUCGGGAAAAGGUUCCUGAAUACAAUAUUACAAUCACCGCUAUUGAUAAAGGUUCACCACCGCUUUCAACUAGAAAGACAAUUUUCCUUAAGAUUACCGACAUAAAUGACAACCCACCCACAUUUUCUAAAGUAAUAUACAAUGCGUAUGUAAGGGAAAACAACCCUCCUGGGUAUAUAAUCCACACAGUGGAAGCAAGAGAUGCUGACUGGAACCAAAACGCUCGAGUAACAUAUUCCAUUUUUCCUGGUUAUGUUGGUGAAUCUUUGGUUUCCACAUUUGUCUCCAUUAACCCAGAUAACGGUAACAUUUAUGCUUUGCGUUCGUUUGAUUAUGAAGCGUUUAGAGAGUUUUCUCUAGUAGUUAAAGCUAUGGAUGGUGCGUCCCCACCCCUGUCAGCAAAUGCUACUGUGAAUAUUUUCAUUCAGGAUGAGAAUGAUAAUUCCCCUAAAAUCUUAUAUCCGAUGUCAAGUGAGGAAGCUACAACUGUGGGCAUUGAGAUAGUACCCUUUUUGGCAGAAGCAAAUUAUCUUGUAACUAAAGUGGUAGCAGUGGAUGCUGAUUCUGGACAAAAUGCGUGGCUUUCCUAUCAAAUGGUAAAAGCUACUGAUACUAGUCUUUUCAAUGUAGGGUAUCACACUGGGGAAAUUAGGACAUCCCGUCCCAUUCAAGUGAGAGAACACAUGAAACAAAUUUUGCACAUAAUAAUAAAAGACAACGGACAACCAUCACUUUCAUCCACUGCCACUGUCACCGUAUUUCUAUCAGACUCAGACAACUUCCCCCAACCCCUUUUGGAAGCUAUCAACCCAUCGGAAAACAAAGGUCAGGAUUCUAAUCUCACCCUAUAUUUGCUGAUUGCAGUUAUCUGUGUAUCUGUCAUGUUUCUUUGUUUCAUUAUAAUUAUAAUUAUCAUCAAGUUUAAGAGAUGGAGGCAGUCAUCAUUACUUAAACCAACAUUUGUAGAUUACAAUCCAGGACACCCUUCGGACUACAGCAAAAGAGACCAUGCAGGAUACACUCAGGCACCUUUCACAAAGAAGGUUUGCCUGACCUCUGACUCUGGAAGGAGUCAGUUUCACUUCAUGAUGCCUCCUGGACGUGAUACAAUGACCGGAAAAACAACUAGUGUCACUCAUAGCUUAGAAUCAAACCAGGAUGAUACUUUUUAUGCAGAAAGUAAUUUUGUCUCCCAGGUGAGGUCCUUUACGAAAUAAUUCUUUGCUUUAACGUGUGCUGCAUUUAAUAAAACAAUAACUAUUUAAUUA
Messenger RNA from Protopterus annectens (West African lungfish), 12338 nucleotides. RefSeq lists its product as uncharacterized. Gene Ontology annotation, cellular component: plasma membrane. Bases 105 to 12287 code for a protein of 4060 amino acids. NCBI's taxonomy places the organism in Eukaryota, Metazoa, Chordata, Ceratodontiformes, Protopteridae. The transcript is spliced from 6 exons. Gene Ontology annotation, molecular function: calcium ion binding. The record is from RefSeq and is a predicted model, not a curated record. Gene Ontology annotation, biological process: homophilic cell-cell adhesion.